Messenger RNA from Dendronephthya gigantea, 2324 nucleotides. RefSeq names its product eukaryotic peptide chain release factor GTP-binding subunit ERF3A-like. Lineage: Eukaryota; Metazoa; Cnidaria; Anthozoa; Malacalcyonacea; Nephtheidae. Gene Ontology annotation, molecular function: GTPase activity; GTP binding; translation release factor activity. Gene Ontology annotation, biological process: translation. The record is from RefSeq and is a predicted model, not a curated record. Gene Ontology annotation, cellular component: translation release factor complex. The transcript has 19 exons. Bases 110 to 1795 code for a protein of 561 amino acids.
CCUUGCACCAUGAACACACGUUUUGAUUGAAAAGAACCCAAGAAUUGUACAGUUUUUUCAUCAAAAACUUUCUACUUUGCGCUAAACACUCUGGAAACUUAUAAUCGUAAUGGACGACGAUGGCACGCCUGAUUCAUGGGACGCAAUUGAUGAUUCUAGCCCAGAAAAUAACGAAAAUCUCUCGGCUGGUGUUCAGUCAUUGAAUGUCAACGCCAGACCUUUUAUUCCAAACGUAAAUGCGCCAGUUUUUGUCCCAUCGUUUGCGCCAAAGACAAACACAAAUGAAUCAGUAAGUGAACAUGUGGCUGAUAAAAAAGAUGAUACAAAUGAAAGAGAAAAGACGAAUGAAAAUCCAGAUAAAACUGAAGAAAAUGAUGUGUCAAAAGAGGAAGCUGGUAAUGAAGAAGAAACUGUGAAUGGUGAUAAUAUUUCUGAUGAAGCAAGAGAUGAUGCAAUAAAUGAACAAAAACCAGACCAAGAGCAGCCUGCAAUGAAGAAGACAGAUGAUUCAAAGGAGCAUGUCAACAUUGUCUUUAUUGGACACGUUGAUGCUGGUAAAUCAACAAUUGGAGGACAAGUCUUAUACUUGACAGGGCAGGUUGAUAAGAGAACUCUUGAAAAAUAUGAACGAGAAGCGAAAGAAAAAAAUCGUGAAACAUGGUAUUUAUCCUGGGCUCUGGAUACGAAUCAAGAGGAGAGAGAUAAGGGUAAAACAGUUGAAGUUGGUCGGGCACAGUUUGAAACAUCCAAGAAAAGAUUUACGUUGCUCGAUGCUCCUGGACAUAAAAGUUUCGUACCAAAUAUGAUUGGUGGAGCUGCUCAGGCAGACCUAGGAGUCUUGGUAAUUUCUGCAAGGAAAGGUGAAUUUGAAACUGGUUUUGAAAGAGGUGGACAGACAAGAGAGCAUGCAAUGUUGGCAAAGACCGCUGGUGUCAGGCAUUUGGUUAUUCUCAUAAAUAAAAUGGAUGAUCCUACAGUGCAGUGGGAACAAGCAAGAUAUGAGGAAUGCAAAGAAAAGUUAAUCCCUUUUCUCAAAAAAGUUGGCUUCAAUCCUAAAACAGACACACAUUUUAUGCCAUGCUCUGGACUAACAGGUGCUAAUAUAAAGGAAGAACUUGAUCCAAAUGUUUGUAAUUGGUUCAGUGGGAAACCAUUCUUAACCUAUAUUGAUGAGUUGCCUAAUCUACAAAGAUCAAACUCUGGUCCAGUGCGGCUGCCAGUAGCGGAGCGAUAUAGGGAAAUGGGUACAAUGAUUCUUGGAAAACUAGAGUCAGGAACAAUAUCUAAAGGACAGAGUCUAGUACUAAUGCCAAAUAAGGUUUCAGUGGAAGUCAUGACGUUAUAUUCAGAUGACUGUGAAACAACGCAAGCAUAUUGUGGCGAGAAUGUUAAAGCGAAAUUAAAAGGCAUAGAGGAGGAAGAUAUAUCGCCAGGUUUUGUAUUAUGUGACCCUUCAUCGCUUUGUCAUACCGUUAAAACAUUUAACGCACAGGUUGUUAUUCUGGAACAUAAAUCUAUAAUUUGUCCUGGAUACAGUUGUGUUCUACAUGUUCAUAAUGUCGUAGAAGAAGUCACGUUACUGGGUAUAAUAGCGCUGAUAGACAAGAAAACGGGCAAGAAAAGUCAAACACAUCCAAGAUUUGUGAAGCAGGAUCAGAUAUGUGUAGCUAAAUUUCAGACAGCAGGGAUUGUGUGUAUAGAGACGUUUGCAGCAUUCCCUCAAAUGGGAAGAUUUACUCUUCGAGACGAAGGAAAAACCGUUGCAAUUGGGAAAGUCUUAAAGUUGAAGGAAUAGAAUUUGGGGAGUCCUUCAUCCUAUUACAGAACGAUAUAUGCAAAAAAAAUAUGAAACUAGAUGGGAUGAUUUGACACAGAAAAGGACCCUAAAAGACAGUAAUAUUUAUAGUCAGAGAUCAGAACUAUAAUAUUUGUAUUCUUCGUUUUCAUGCAGCCGAAGCCAAAAAGGUCUCAGGAGACCGAAUCAUUUAAACCAAAUCUAAUUUUGAAGCAAUUUGAGCUGGUUGAAAUGAAUUGACUUUCUUAAUCGUUUCUCGUGAUAAACUACUGUAGUUAGUAUAACAUGAAAACAAAAAGAUUUGAUAAAACUACGCUACCCUGUUUGGCUUCGGCUGAGAAAAUGUCGCAAGGUGAUUAGAAAUGAUAAGAAAGGAAGGAAGCCAUUUGAAAGAGCCGAUAUAAUUGAAUUGAGUUGGUUGUCAUCAGUUUCUCUUUGUGAUUACAAGGAUGUUGAUUUGGGUUACCUCUUUACGCGAUGUAAAUCUUAUAUUGAAAAAAAAACGUUGCGUUAGUAUUUCCAUCACUCC